GACGUGAGGAACGUCAGGGAGAAAAGACUAAAACUGGGAGAGGGGGCGUGGCCGGCAGCCCAAACCCGUGGGCGUGGCCGCUUAGGCGCUUGCGCACAAGCUCGGGGGAGGCGGGGGGUCACUGAGGCUGCUAGUGCUUUGCUGUUGCUGCUUCUCUCGCGCAAAACUGGUGUUGUUUUUGUCGUUAUCAUCACCUGCCGCCGCCGCCGCCUCUUCAGACAGAAGAGCUUCGCGGUCGCUGCCGCCGCCGCCAUGUCCUCUCCUCAGGACUCGCCUCACCACCACAACAAUAACAACAACCCGCCACCUGAGGGAACGCCAGCUGAGCCAGGCCUGAAUAGCUCUUGGGUAGAGCUGCAGAUGAAUGGCAACAGCAACGACAAUGGCAAUGCGAAAAAUGGGGGUCUGGAGCAUGUUCCUUCUUCAUCUUCCAUUCACAAUGGAGACAUGGAGAAGAUACUUCUAGAUGCUCAACAUGAGUCUGGACAGAGCAGUUCAAGAGGUAGUUCUCACUGUGACAGCCCUUCUCCUCAAGAAGAUGGACAGAUAAUGUUUGAUGUGGAGAUGCACACAAGUAAAGACAAUAGUUCUCAGUCUGAAGAGGAAGCCUUAGAUGGAGAGAAGGAGGUGGAAGUUUUGAAGAAAAGUGCUGACUGGGUAUCGGACUGGUCAAGUAGGCCUGAAAACAUUCCUCCUAAGGAGUUUCACUUCAGACAUCCUAAAAGAGCAGUAUCUUUAAGUAUGAGGAAGAGUGGAGCCAUGAAGAAAGGUGGCAUUUUCUCGGCUGAAUUUCUAAAGGUUUUCAUUCCAUCUUUGUUCAUAUCUCAUGUUUUGGCUUUGGGACUAGGUAUCUACAUUGGAAAACGACUAACCACACCUUCAGCUAGCACUUAUUGAAAGAAGUGGUGCACAAACCCUGGAAAUCCUUGUAAUCUGUGAAGAUGUUAAUGUCACACUAGUACAUCUUGAACUUGAGACAAUUCUAAGCAUGACCCCUUCCCAGCCUCCAUAUCGUUACAUAUCCAGGUUCCAGUAACUCUUGGAAUUCAGUAUUGUAUUGGAACUCUGUGGAGGUAUCUCACUAGUCUCCUCCAAUUCCUUAGCCUUCCUCUACAUCCUGCAAGACACAUCAGAGUUGCCUAACAGAGUUUACAAUGACCUAUACGUUGCAAGGGCUUCUUUCAGUGCAAAUGCCACCAGCAAAUUAUAAUUUUAUCAUUGAUGUUGUUGCCUCCUCUUUACUACAGCAAGAAAUAAUUUGCACAGUGCAUGAUUGAACUGUUGAGUAUAAUAACUUCCAGUCUUUAAAAAGAAACUGAGAAUUAACUGAAGUUGGUUGUAAAACAAACUUAAAAUCAUUGGCAGUUUUAUUUUUAAGUGUAGCUUAUUUUACAAUUUUCUUGACUAAUGUUUUUAGCUUUCAGGAGGCAAAAACUGCACAAAAAUCAAAGCAGGAUAAAAAUUGAUUCAUCAGCAACUUUUAAUACUGAAUAACUGUCAUUAUCUUGUCUUUUCUAUGAAGUAGUGAGUUUAUUUCUAGUAGGAAAAAACUGUCCACCAUCUAGAAAUUAUUUUUUAAAAGAACUGCAUUAUUUGCAUGUGAAGAAGCUUUUAGUAUUCCUUAGCAUUUUAUUUAAUGAAAGUUUCCCUUUUAAAAGUAGUUUAACUUGCAGUAUUUUUGAAGUAUUUAGACUCCAUGUAAAAGGAGAUUUUACUUGUUAUGGGACCACUUUCAAUUUACAAAGAGAUGGUUGUUUCAGCAGCUACUUUUGAGACAUCCUACCGGGAAACAGUCUUGCAGUUGUGUAAAACACAAUUUAUGAAGCUCUGACCUGUCUUCUGUGGUUGACUUUCAAUACUCCCAUUUCCCAUGGUUUAUUGUCCCUUGGCAGUACCUGAAAUCCUCAGGUCAUUAGUGAUAUCUUGUGUAGCUAAGUAGGAAUCUUGCUAAUGGGAACACUCAGCCUUGUCCUCCUUCAGAUACACUUUUUUUCCAAAAUGUGAAGCUUAGUUCCAAAUUGUUUCAAAAUGUGUGGGCAAACAGAUGUCCAUAAGUAGAUUUGUAUUGGAUUUUGGAACAUGUAGCAUGAUUCUGAAGGAUACAAUACUAUGUUUUAUAUCAAUAUAUAUAUAAAUGAUAGACUUUAAUACUGCAUAUUUAGGAAGCCAUUAUUAAUUUUAAAACUAGUAAAAUUCCAUUGAAAUAGAAUGUAUUAGACUGACAGCAAAACACAUACAUAAAAUACACGUUGGUGAACCUGUGGAAGCAGGUACUCUGUUUUUUUCUUUGCAACAGACCUCAGAGUUGGCUGUGCAAGCCUGGUGGCUAAUGCCGGUGAAAAUAGGUGAGCUUCAUGAAGCAGAGUGAAUAAACAUGAAAUCCAUUCCUAAAGUGUUUGAUAUUUGUUUCAGUCUUUGUUUCUGUAACACUUAAAGGCUUAAUUUUUUGUGUGAUUCUGUGAUAACAUCAGCCUCCCCCUUCAGCUUUGAAUUAUACCACUUGUAUUACUUGCAACUAUAUAUUUAUUUCCUGUGUGGAUAUUGGGAUAUUUUGAAGUGAUUAAAAUAUAAUAAUGAGUUUAAAACAAGUAACAUCCACCCAUGACAAACCUGGGUAGGGUUAAAAGUCUGACAAUACUUUCAACACCGAUUAUUGUACCCUACUUUGUAACACAAUUACAAUAUGGCAUAAUGAAUAUGAAAUUGGGACCAUGUUUGUUUUAAAACAAAAAUAAAGCUUCACUCCUUUCUAAAUUACAUGAUAAUCGAUCUGCAGAAUGCUGUGUGAUAAAUUAGUGUAGCUACAUCUUGGGACUAAACACCUUCCCUAAUAUUUCUCAAGCAGCUGUAAGAUGGAAAUUGCUGGUGGAAAAAUACAGUUGGCAUUUGAAUACCUGAUUGCUGUUGGACUUGUCAUGUAAUGAUACGAAGCAGUAUUUUUAUUGAUAACCAACUAUAAGCUUGAAAGGCCGUGACUUUUUGUUCUCCUAUGAAAUGGACCAGAUUGUUAUAAUUUGAAAAGAGGUAUCAUCUAUAAAGCUUUGUUAAUUUAAACAUUGUUAAAUAGCUUUACCUGUUUACAGUUGGGGGGGGAUGCAGGCCUUGUUUUAGAAGUGAUAAUUAAAAAACAGGAUUUGAAAUAUUUAUACAUAGGAUCAAGCAGAAAUGCAUAAACUCGCACAUUAAAGAAAAGGCAGCAGGCUGAACUGCAACACUAAUAAAACAAUACAUCUAUUUACUGUUUUUUAAAAGUGAAAACUGAAAAACUCUGGACUUUUGUUUUGUUUUUUUAAAAAAAGAGACACAUUGCUGAAAUUAUUGGAGUUAACUGAGCCAAAGUGAUUACGCACUCGUAAUAUUUAGUUAGUUAGCACUUUGUAACAUUAUUAUAAUACAGUUUACAGUACUUGUAUGAGUUGUAGCUAUAAGAAUUUUGUGCCAUUAAAGCUGUCAGAAAA
This is a messenger RNA of Rhineura floridana, 3458 nucleotides long. RefSeq names its product BCL2 interacting protein 3 like (gene BNIP3L). The transcript has 6 exons. The record is from RefSeq and is a predicted model, not a curated record. NCBI's taxonomy places the organism in Eukaryota, Metazoa, Chordata, Lepidosauria, Squamata, Rhineuridae. Gene Ontology annotation, cellular component: nucleus; mitochondrial envelope; mitochondrial outer membrane. Bases 253 to 897 code for a protein of 214 amino acids. Gene Ontology annotation, biological process: positive regulation of apoptotic process; mitochondrial outer membrane permeabilization; defense response to virus.